CUGACGAUAAACGGAGAACAUAAAAUGUUUAUUGCGACAGCCCAUGUAGAAAACUAGUUCCAAUAUUGAGUUACACAUAAUUUCGGAUUAUACUGAUAUUUUUAUCAAAAGUAUCCACGACAUUGUCCUGAGGAUGAAUGCGUGAAUUUGACCAAUUUUCUCAUAACAGACAUCUGUCCGGCAUAUUAACGUAUGACGUAUAACAUCCCCGUAACGUCACGUUUUUUUAAAUUAGUAUCAGUUAAUACGAACUGUCGGCCUUGCCCAAACACAUGUGACUUUAACUGAGCCUUAUAAUUGUUAAUAUUACUUUUCCAUCUAUCCUUCUGUUCCACUGGUAUGAGACGCUCGUAAUGGCUAUUAAAAGAGAAAUCAGUCAACCAGCCAAUCAAACGUGGAUCUAAAAAGGUAAUAAAACUCGAAUCCAAUUAUCCGAAUAAUUGAAAUCCUCCACUUAUUUCCACGACAAAAAUCGACGUACUGAAAAUAUGUUUGAAAAACUAUAACUUUUUUUACAAUACAUUAAAAUCAACAUUUAAAAGUAAUUAAUGAAAAUGUUAUAACUAUGAAUGUUGAUAAUAAUUUAAUAAUAACAAGAAUAGUGUUAAAAAUAAUUAUAGCGUUUAGUGUAGUCGAUGGUUUGAAAGUCGCUGAGAAGAAUAAAGAUGUGGGGAAGACAAAAGAUAAAGCUAACGUGGAGCCAGUUUUAUAUAAACAAUCUGACAGUGAUGAUGAUCUCAACUUCAGUGACCAAUCCAAGUAUUUGGACAUUGAGUUAGAAGACCCUAUACGAUCAUAUCAUAAGAAUCACAAAGAUAGCAAGGAAAAUAUAAAAGCAAUUUUAGAAGAAAAUUAUAAAUUUGUUAAUGAUGGUACUUCAACUAGGUAUAAGGUGUAUGGAGAUGAUAGAACCUAUUCAGUUUUUCCAAAAAUUCAAGAGGACAAGAACAUAGCCUGGGCUUUCCGCUCAUACGCUGUGAGGAGGAUAGUCGGAGGGAUGGAGACCAGCAUCAGUAUGUACCCCUAUAACGUAGCAAUAUCAAGGAAUGGCAAACAUUGGUGUGGCGGGUCGAUUAUAGAUGAGCAGUGGGUGCUUACCGCUGGACAUUGUUUGGAGUCUGCUGCCGAUGGUAAUAAAAAGAAGCUAACGCCGUUCAUUAUCAGAGCUGGCAGUUCAUUCCACAACAGAGGAGGAUAUCAAGCUCGGGUGAAUAAGGUAUUCUUCCCCAACCAAUAUUCUCCAGGAAACGCGGACUUCGACUUCUCCCUGCUCCGCCUGGACCGCCCGAUGCCUAUCGGCCGGAACAUAGCGGUGCUCAAUCUGCCAUCGAAAGAUUACGUCAUCAAGGAAAACGAUAUACUGAUCGUUACCGGCUGGGGCAGCACAGAUGAAUCGGGUUACGGUCACAUUCCGGACCGUGUCCGGUUCGUUCCCGUACCGGUGAUGAGGCAUACGGACUGCCAGAAGUCCUACAGGUUCUAUAUAACGCCCAGGAUGCUGUGUGCUGGAUACGCCACGGGAGGGAAAGACGCGUGCAAUCACGACUCCGGCGGCCCAGCAGUGAGAGACGGUGUUCUCCUCGGCAUCGUCUCAUUUGGUGGCAAGCAAUGUGGCGACCCUCGGUCCCCUGGCGUCUACAGCCGAGUGUCGGAGAUCACGGAGUGGGUAGAGGAGACUAUCACGUCCAACGAAGCUUAUAAUGUGCCUGAGUUACUGCCGAAAAUCAAACGUGCGCGGCAGAGGGAAAUCGAAUUGCAGAAAUUCAAAGCAAGAGUUGAAGAUAAGAAAAACAAAAUCAAAAAUUGGCUACGCGAGACUCUAAAAUCACCAUCCUUCAUAACGCUAGCCAAGAAGAAACUUCGAGAAGCCGGUUUCUCAACAAGGCGCUUGUACAGGCCCGAGGAAUCUAACUCUAGCACUUUAGAUGAAUCUACAAUGGACGAGAUAAAUUUAGCCAAUCAGAUUCACGAAAGAAUUCUAGAUAUUGAUGAUAAUGAGUCUGAAAAAUUGUUAAGGACUUUGGCGCUUCAAGAGGUUAUGUUGGCUGAAAGCAAGGAGAUUGAGGACAAUCCCAAUGCCAGUUUUGAAUCGUUCAUCAGUUACAUUGCUAAUGGGUGAAAUAAAGUUAAAGGUCUGUUUUUAUUUCAAACACAUAUAUUAAAGAGAUUUUUAAAGAGGCUUUUAUCAGAGGCUGUUUCUUUGUGAA
Messenger RNA from Plodia interpunctella (Indianmeal moth), 2207 nucleotides. Its product is annotated as plasma kallikrein-like. The transcript has 7 exons. Gene Ontology annotation, biological process: proteolysis. The record is from RefSeq and is a predicted model, not a curated record. Gene Ontology annotation, molecular function: serine-type endopeptidase activity. NCBI's taxonomy places the organism in Eukaryota, Metazoa, Arthropoda, Insecta, Lepidoptera, Pyralidae. The coding region runs from base 566 to 2119 and encodes 517 amino acids.